Cavia porcellus (domestic guinea pig) is the source of this 3409-nucleotide messenger RNA. RefSeq names its product leucine zipper like post translational regulator 1 (gene Lztr1). The record is from RefSeq and is a predicted model, not a curated record. Lineage: Eukaryota; Metazoa; Chordata; Mammalia; Rodentia; Caviidae. Gene Ontology annotation, cellular component: Golgi apparatus. Gene Ontology annotation, molecular function: protein binding. The transcript has 21 exons. Bases 162 to 2684 code for a protein of 840 amino acids.
CGCUAGGCUUGUCGGGACGUGCGGGCCGCUGAACGUCGGCGCUGGCCGGAAGUGCUGAGACAUUGGCGCAUGGCUUGUCGGGAAAUGUGGUCCCUCGGGGCAGCCGCGGGCGGUGGCCUCAAGUCCUGCAGACCGGGCGGCCCAUCGGGCGUGGACCCGGGAUGGCUGGGCCAGGUGGCUCGGGGGGCCCGAUCGGGGCCGGGGCCCUGGCAGGUGGAGCGCGCUCCAAGGUAGCUCCGAGCGUGGACUUUGACCAUAGUUGCUCAGACAGUGUCGAGUACCUGACGCUCAACUUCGGGCCCUUCGAAACAGUGCAUCGCUGGCGGCGCCUCCCGCCCUGCGACGAGUUCGUGGGUGCCCGGCGCAGCAAGCACACAGUGGUGGCCUAUAAAGAUGCCAUCUAUGUAUUUGGUGGAGACAAUGGGAAAACGAUGCUCAAUGACCUUCUGCGGUUCGACGUGAAGGAUUGCUCCUGGUGCAGGGCCUUUACCACCGGCACUCCACCAGCACCCCGCUACCACCACUCAGCUGUUGUCUACGGGAGCAGCAUGUUUGUCUUUGGGGGCUACACUGGAGACAUUUAUUCCAAUUCUAACUUGAAGAAUAAAAAUGACCUGUUUGAAUACAAGUUUGCAACUGGUCAGUGGACAGAGUGGAAGAUUGAAGGACGCUUACCGGUUGCCAGGUCAGCCCAUGGGGCCACAGUGUACAGUGACAAGCUAUGGAUCUUUGCUGGCUAUGAUGGCAAUGCCAGGUUGAAUGACAUGUGGACGAUUGGCCUGCAGGACCGGGAGCUCACAUGCUGGGAGGAGGUGGCCCAGAGUGGUGAGAUCCCACCAUCUUGCUGCAACUUCCCUGUGGCUGUGUGUCGGGACAAGAUGUUUGUGUUCUCAGGACAGAGUGGAGCCAAGAUAACCAACAACCUCUUCCAGUUUGAGUUCAAGGACAAGACGUGGACACGAAUCCCUACUGAGCACCUGCUCCGAGGCUCCCCACCACCCCCGCAGCGGCGCUAUGGACACACCAUGGUGGCCUUUGACCGCCACCUCUAUGUGUUUGGGGGUGCGGCUGACAAUACGUUGCCCAAUGAACUGCAUUGCUAUGAUGUGGACUUCCAGACCUGGGAGGUUGUCCAGCCCAGCUCUGACAGUGAGGUCAGUGGGGCUGAGGUGCCUGAGCGAGCUUCCACUUCCGAGGAGGCACCCAGUCUGACCUCUGAGGAGCGGGCUGCCUUCAAGAAGUCCCGAGAUGUAUUUGGCCUGGACUUUGGUACCACCUCAGCCAAGCAGCCCACCCAGCCAGCCUCAGAGCUGCCCAGCGGGAGACUCUUCCAUGCAGCUGCUGUCAUCUCUGAUGCCAUGUACAUCUUCGGGGGUACUGUGGACAACAACAUCCGCAGCGGGGAGAUGUACAGGUUCCAGUUUUCCUGCUACCCCAAGUGCACGCUGCAUGAGGACUACGGGCGGCUGUGGGAGAGCCGCCAGUUCUGUGAUGUAGAGUUUGUGCUGGGUGAGAAGGAAGAGUGUGUACAGGGCCAUGUGGCCAUUGUCACUGCACGGAGCCGCUGGCUCCGCAGAAAGAUCGUGCAGGCACGGGAGCGGCUGGCCCAGAACCUGGAAGAAGAGGCAGCCCCAGUACCCAGGGAGGCCUCUGGUGCAGCUGUGAGUGGGACAAGGCCACCCCUGCUGCGUGUGGCCAUCCGGGAGGCUGAGGCCAGGCCCUUUGAGGUGCUCAUGCAGUUCCUCUACACAGACAAGAUUAAAUACCCUCGGAAAGGCCAUGUGGAGGAUGUGCUGCUCAUCAUGGACGUGUACAAGUUGGCGCUGAGUUUCCAGUUGUGCCGCCUGGAGCAGCUAUGCCGGCAGUACAUCGAGGCCUCUGUGGAUCUACAGAAUGUGCUGGUUGUGUGUGAGAGUGCUGCCAGGCUGCAGCUGAGCCAGCUCAAGGAACACUGCCUGAACUUCGUGGUGAAGGAAUCCCACUUCAACCAGGUGAUCAUGAUGAAGGAGUUUGAGCACCUCUCGUCCCCACUAAUUGUGGAGAUUGUGCGGCGGAAGCAGCAGCCACCCCCUCGUACACCCUCAGACCAGCCUGUGGACAUUGGCACAUCUCUGAUCCAGGACAUGAAGGCAUACCUGGAAGGCGCAGGUGCAGAGUUCUGUGACAUCACGCUGCUGCUGGACGGACACCCACGGCCAGCCCACAAGGCUAUCCUAGCUGCCCGCUCUAGCUAUUUUGAAGCCAUGUUCCGGUCCUUCAUGCCUGAGGAUGGGCAGGUGAACAUCUCCAUUGGGGAGAUGGUGCCCAGCAGGCAGGCCUUCCAGUCCAUGCUACGCUACAUCUACUAUGGCGAGGUCAACAUGCCCCCUGAAGACUCCCUCUACCUGUUUGCGGCCCCCUACUACUAUGGCUUCUACAACAACCGGCUGCAGGCGUACUGCAAGCAGAACCUGGAGAUGAAUGUCACCGUGCAGAACGUGUUGCAGAUUCUGGAGGCAGCUGACAAGACACAGGCAUUGGACAUGAAGCGGCACUGCCUGCACAUCAUUGUGCACCAGUUCACCAAGGUCUCCAAGCUGCCCACACUCCGGAUGCUGAGCCAGCAGCUGUUGCUGGACAUCAUAGACUCCCUGGCUUCUCAUAUUUCUGACAAGCAGUGUGCAGAGCUGGGUGCUGACAUCUGAGGGUCCCUUCGGUACCCCACCAGCGUGGAAAAUGCUGCCGCCUGCCUGCUUGGGCCACUGCAAGGACUGCCCUGUCCAUGCCUCUGCCUACAGUGGGUGUUAUCUGUGGGGCAAAGGCCAGGGUACUCAGAACCUCUUGAAGGGAGCUAAGGGUGGUUUGUAAGCCCCAAACACCUCUUUUCAUUGAGGACACAGGAUCCACAGGGAGUGGAGAGUAAGCCACCCUCUCCUUUCCUGAUCAGGAAGCCAGGGCUCAAUGACUGGGAUACCACAGAUGUACCCUGGUUAACACCCAGAACUGAGAAACCUGGAGUGUGGCUUUAGGAAGUUCAGCCUUGCUCCUAGGAUGUGAAUGUGUUGUGGAUUCAGGCACUGGGUCCUGAUACCAGAGGAGCAUGAGGAAGGGGACUGGCAGUUGCUGUGUCCCAUCCCCUAGGUCACUGAAGUGUCAUGGGCUCUUCCUAAUAGGAGCUUAUGAAUGGGAACAAGUGAUAUAUGUCUGUCCUGAAGAUGAAUUCUGGAAUGAUGACCCCUGAGGUCUGUGCCCCACACACAUGGCAGGCAUGCUGGGCUGUGCCUAGCUUGGUUUUGCUAGCUUCUAGUGGGGCUGCAGGCUCCCAGCCUACUCACAUGCACAUCUGGGGCAGAUAGAAGUGAGCAGAGAGGCCCUAAUUAUUUACUCUGUCACAGAUAUGCCUCCAUUAAAGCCACAGCAAUGCUACCUA